Messenger RNA from Vombatus ursinus (common wombat), 3334 nucleotides. It is a transcript of the gene FICD, whose product is annotated as FIC domain containing. The transcript has 3 exons. Gene Ontology annotation, molecular function: protein binding. NCBI's taxonomy places the organism in Eukaryota, Metazoa, Chordata, Mammalia, Diprotodontia, Vombatidae. Bases 144 to 1529 code for a protein of 461 amino acids. The record is from RefSeq and is a predicted model, not a curated record.
GGCAGACUCAGACUGCCGGGCCAAAACUGGUAGAGGCAGCUGGGACCCUGGGGAGCUGAGCGGAAGCCGGGGCAACGGGAGCCACAGACGCUGACCUCCCCCGCCAAUGGUGGCCAUGCUCACGGGGUGACUCCCAAGACCAGAUGACCUUCAUGUCGAUGGCCACAGUGGUGGCGGCGGUGGCAGAGCCGAAAUGGGUCUCCUCGGUGUGGGGUCGCUCGCUGUGGGUGGUGGCCCUGCUGGGCGUGCUGGGGUCCCUGCUGGUGCUCUUGCUCCCCCUGGGGGCCGUGGAGGAGCAGGGCUCCGCGCUACGGAAAGGCCUCUCCUUGCUGAGGAGCAAGCUCGUCGACGGAGGACAGGGGAGCUUUAACGGGCAGAGCAGUCGGAGCACGGGGCUCAGCGUCACGACAGGAGGGAUCAGUCUGCUGGUGGUCAAACCCAAAGCAUCUGCAGAUGUUAAGCUGGAAGCCCGAGCGGCCUUGAACCAGGCCCUGGAAAUGAAGCGGCAGGGUAAGCGAGAGAAGGCCCACAAACUCUUCCUGCAUGCCCUCAAGAUGGACCCUGAUUAUGUGGACGCGCUCAACGAGUUGGGCAUCUUCUCCGAAGAGGAGAAGGACAUUCUGCAGGCUGAUUACUUAUAUACCAAAGCACUCACCAUCUCUCCCUACAACGAGAAAGCUCUGAUCAAUAGGGACCGGACGUUGCCUCUGGUGGAAGAGAUUGACCAGAGGUACUUCAGCAUCAUUGACAGCAAAGUUAAAAAGGUGAUGUCCAUUCCCAAGGGGAGCUCAGCGCUGCGGCGGGUCAUGGAGGAGUCUUACUACCAUCACAUUUACCACACCGUCGCCAUCGAAGGCAACACCCUCACACUCUCUGAAAUAAGGCACAUCAUCGAGACCCGCUACGCCGUGCCGGGGAAGAGCCUGGAGGAACAGAACGAGGUCAUCGGUAUGCACUCGGCCAUGAAAUACAUCAACACCACGCUCGUCUCCAGGAUCGGGUCCGUCACCAUCAGCGACGUGCUGGAGAUCCACAGGCGGGUACUGGGUUACGUGGAUCCCGUGGAAGCCGGGAGAUUUAGGACCACCCAGGUGUUUGUGGGCCAUCAUAUCCCUCCCCAUCCUCAGGAUGUGGAGAAACAGAUGGAAGAGUUCAUCCAGUGGCUCAACUCGGAGGACGCCAUGCAUCUGCACCCCGUGGAGUUCGCUGCGCUGGCCCAUUACAAGCUGGUCUACAUCCACCCCUUUAUCGACGGUAACGGCAGGACGUCCCGCCUGCUGAUGAACCUCAUUUUGAUGCAGGCAGGCUACCCUCCCAUUACAAUCCGCAAGGAGCAGAGAUCAGAGUAUUACCAUGUGUUAGAAGUUGCCAACGAAGGGGACGUGAGACCCUUCAUCCGUUUCAUUGCCAAGUGUACCGAGACCACCUUAGACAUGCUGCUAAUUGCAACCACUGACCAUGCUGUGGGUUUGCCGGAAGCUAACCCCAACCAUUCUGGAUGCAAACAGACUAUUCCUAUAAAAACCUAAAUGUUUCUCUUGAAAAGGGCAGCGGGGUUUAUUUUGGAGAAAUCACACAGAAGCCUUGAGUGUUCCUCCUGGGAAACGAGUCUUCUCACAAAGAAGGCCAGACAGCGAGGCGUUCUUGACCUCAGAAUGUUUCUGGCUUUAAGUUUUUGGAGUUUUUUUUUUUCUUUAAGAAAAUAAGUUAAAUUAAGCCUUGUGUCUAUGAUAAUAAUUUAUAAGCUAACUAAGCCAAAUUAUUUAUUUUGGGUUUGUUUUAAAGCAGGCUAAAAAUGCGAGAUGUUGUAGCCAAACUCUGGGCUGGGCAUUAAGAACCUCUAGGCUUUUUCCAGGGUAUAUAGGGAAGCUGCAUUGUGGCCAUGUGUCCUAUGGGUCCCUGUAAAUUCCCUCUGGGUGAAGCAACUGACUAAGUCUCUGGGACAAAACGUGCACCGUGUCUGGAAGGAAAGGGGACCAUUCUGCCAAGUCAGAGGGGCCAACAGGUCGGGAUGCAGACUUUGGAGACUUCUCAUGGCACAGCUCUGGGGGUUAUUUUUGCAGAUGGCAGGCAGCAUUCUUUUGGAAGGCGCAGGCAUCUCUGCCCAGACUGAGUUGGUAGUGAACUUCUGCCUAGGAAGUUAACUACUGAGAUAGUAAAUUAGGGUCAAUUUUAACAGCGGGACCUUGUAUGCCUCAACUGGCUCUUUUUUUUUCAAGAAGCCCCUCUGAGCUGUACUUCCCGUCUCAAUUUUGGUGCCAGAGAUCAAGUGUUUUUCUAUGGUGGGUUACUUUUGCAAUUAAGACGAACGGUGAUCAGCCUGGUUCCCUCUCUGUUCUCCCCAAUCCCCCUUCUUGGGAAGAGGAACAUCUCUGUUAGAGCUGACGUUGUUGGGAUGCCAGACCACUCCAUCAUUUCUUCAUCAAGCUGUGAAUCCAGGACCAUCAAAGACUUGAGAAUAUCUUCCCUGACAGAUCACUCCUGAACCCCUUCUCUACACACAGAUUUUCCAUAGACGUGAUCUGUGGAUCUCUGACACAAGAGAUGGAUUAGAGGUAAUCGGCUGGAUCACAGUCCUCGAGGAAACUUUCCUGCCUCUGGGGUGUGUCCGUUUGGAGCCUUCCUCGCCUCGGCCAGUAUCUUUGCUUUUCUGUGCAAUAUCUUCUCCCCAGCCCUUUUCAUCGUGACUACUCAUGACUGCGCCACCCCGUAAUGCCCCGGUCACCUUCGGAGAUACCUCAUGCUCGGCGCAGGCACUGGGCCCUCACGGCUGGGCUGAGGCCUUCCCAGCACUUGGGAGGAAGGAGAUGGUCUCUGUUCCAGGUCCCAAGGCCGCGUGUGAGGGGGUCCUUCAGUGGUAACGGCCUUGGUCAGACAGAAAAUAACCAGGGUCCGCUCUGCCUGUCGAUGGCCAUCCCUUUGGUGACCCUUCUGCUUUGUCACUGUGACUCCAUCUUGGCAGUGUUGGCACCUGUCAAGCUUCUGCCUGUUGAACCACAUAAGCGGUUGUCACAAGCGGACAGUUAUUGGAAGCCAGCACAACUUAACGCAUCCCUUCUAGCUUUCUGAAAGGCUAGCUUGGCCUCGGCACACAAAAUCCAGAGGUUCACAACCCUAGGAUUUUUUACAGACCACUGCCAUAAAUUGUUGAAUUUCUUAAACCCUAACUCUACAGUGGAUUUGGUUCUUGUGAACAGACCCCAAGGUUAGCUGAACCACUAGACAAAAGCACUUGUUUUUAUACUGCAGAAUGAAUGAAUUUGCACUUUAGCUCGACGUGAAAGAUGUUACUCUAACAAACUACUUCUUCUAAUAAAGUAUUUUAUUAAAUACA